AUGCCACCCAAUUUCAUCAAACCCCCCAUCCGAAUCCUCGUGCAAACCCUCACCCACCUCGUCCGGGGCCACCGCAACCCCGACAAACGCAUGUUCAUGCUCAACCUCAUCUGCCGAUACCACUGGAACCGAAACUUUUCACCCGCCGAGCACCGCUGGACCACCUACAAUGAUUUUUUUGCCCUCAGGGAUCAACCCUGCUUCUUUGUUCUCGAUUACGGCCAGGCUCCUGAUGAUGCUGAGGUGCGGGUGCUGUCUUAUGUGUGGGAUGGGCGGACUUUAGAAUACGCGCCAUUCUUCAAUCAAGAUCCAUUAAUCCAAGCCAAGGUGAAUGGGAUUCCGUUUGGACAGCGCCCGCCGCGGACGGAGGAAACCCGUCCCAAGCGAGAAGUUAUCAGAUUGAAGCUGGCUAGGGAUAUUGAGCUGGAGGAUGAGGAGUUCAGGUAUAUGCGUGAACAUCCGGAGGAUGCGCAGUGGGUGAGGGAUAAUGUGGGGGUGGAGUUGUGGUGGAAGUAUAAUGAGGAGGAGAUGUUGCGGACGGGGUGGGGGGUGGUGGUGGUGGUGGUGGUGGUGGUUUGGGGGUUCAAUCGGUUGUUGAUGAGAAUGCUUUUGCUGGGUUGUGGAGAUGAAAUGAUUGUGUUGUUGAGGGGAUGUUUCGUACGUGCAGGGAUUAUGGGCGGUGGGGGGUUCCCUUGA
This is a messenger RNA of Aspergillus sclerotioniger CBS 115572, 696 nucleotides long. RefSeq lists its product as uncharacterized. The coding region runs from base 1 to 696 and encodes 231 amino acids. The record is from RefSeq and is a predicted model, not a curated record. The transcript has 2 exons. NCBI's taxonomy places the organism in Eukaryota, Fungi, Ascomycota, Eurotiomycetes, Eurotiales, Aspergillaceae.